Messenger RNA from Coregonus clupeaformis (lake whitefish), 2891 nucleotides. Its product is annotated as transmembrane protease serine 4. NCBI's taxonomy places the organism in Eukaryota, Metazoa, Chordata, Actinopteri, Salmoniformes, Salmonidae. Gene Ontology annotation, molecular function: protein binding; serine-type endopeptidase activity. The transcript is spliced from 13 exons. The record is from RefSeq and is a predicted model, not a curated record. Bases 385 to 1761 code for a protein of 458 amino acids. Gene Ontology annotation, cellular component: membrane. Gene Ontology annotation, biological process: proteolysis.
UCCAAGUGGAUUUCAGCAGCACCGAUACACACAGAAACACACCGGCGGUCAUUAAUACAGCAGAAGACUUUUACAGCAGUAGGACAAGUUAGGCAGCCCGCAUGAUAGAUCAAGUUUCACUGCCUGUGAAUUGAGGGACAAAGAACAGGGUACGCGAAGGGAGAGAGAGAAAGAGAGAGACAGAAGGAAGAGAGAAUAACCAUACGUACUGGCACAGAGUUGUGAGAGGGAGAACUUUAGAAGUAGAGGGAGAGAAGGCACAAGACGAGGGGAAGGGAGAGACUGUUGAAGGGAGUUCUACUUGCUCCAGAGACUGAAGGACAGUGCAUCCUCUGUACCCUGUGACCUGUGAGUCUGGGCCAGCUGAGAGGAGACUUCAGCACCAUGAGUACUGACACCUGGCUUGCUGAAGAAAGCAAUAUACCAUUAAAUCCUAGACAACAAGUUGAAGUCCGGCCUGGUAAAAAACGAAAGCCCAUGACGGCUCCGAACUCCCAGAAAGAGAAGUCCUCAUCGAGGAAGUGGGUCCUGAUCACUGUGUUGAUGGUACUGGUAACGCUGGGGAUCCUGGUCACAGCUGGCUUCUUCAUCGCGCAGCUGAUCAACAGUAAGUACUUCUUCUGCUCCCGGUCGGUGAAGUUCAUUCCCCUGGACAAAGCGUGUGAUGGGGUGGCGGACUGUUCAGGAGGAGAGGACGAGCUCACCUGUGUGGCCAAGAUGACGGUCAACACUACCUUCUCAGUGCGUCUGGUCUCUGAGCAGAGUGUUCUCCAGAUCUACAGUGCUGGGACAGGAUGGAGGAGUGUGUGUAGUGAGGACUGGACCCAGCAGCACACAGAGAAAGCCUGUCAACAGCUGGGCUACACCUAUAAACCCAUCAGUAGUAGUAUUUCAGUGCGGAACUUGUCCUCGUCCCUGAAGACAGGACCGUUCUCAGGGGUCAGGGUCGCAGCCGAAACCACCCCCAUUUACCAGACUGUCAUUGACCGCCAGGUGUGUAACUCAGAAUCCGUGAUCUCCCUGACCUGCUCCGACUGUGGAGAGCAGGGGCCAUCGGACCGUAUCGUGGGGGGGGUGGAAGCGUCUAUAGAACAGUGGCCAUGGCAGGUGAGCCUGCAACACAACGGACAACACACCUGUGGAGGGUCACUGGUGUCACCACGCUGGGUCGUCACAGCAGCACACUGCUUCUCUGGUAGUAAGGAGCUGAGUCGCUGGCGGGUUGUGUCUGGGAGGACCUACAUGGGCAUCCUGGGAGGCUCGUAUGUAGACAAGAUCAUACUGAACGGAGAUUACAACGCAGCCCUCAAUGACUACGACAUGGCCAUGAUGAGGCUGACCAUACCCAUCACUGUAGGAAACUUUCGUCGGCCCGUGUGUUUGCCCCCUUUGAACCUGGGCCUGAAGGCAGGAGACCAAAUGACGGUGACAGGCUGGGGCCACCUCCAUGAGAAGGGUAAAGUGUCUCCUGUCCUCCAGAAGGCUAUCAUUCCCCUUAUAGACAGUGAUCAGUGCUCCAGUCCCGCUGUCUACGGUGACUCAAUUACUCCCAGAAUGCUUUGCGCUGGUUACCUGGAGGGCAAAGUGGAUGCAUGUCAGGGAGACAGUGGUGGUCCUCUGGUGUACCUGUCAGGACAAUGGCAGCUGGUGGGGGUGGUGAGUUGGGGGAUCGGCUGUGCCAGAGAGGGUCAACCAGGGGUCUACUGUAAUGUGGAUGAAAUGCUCAACUGGAUCCACACUGUCAUGGAGAAAAACCCUUGAAGCCUCAAACCGUGACCAAAAGCCAAUACUCUAUUGGGUUGGGCUAUCAGAAUGGAUUUAAGCGGAUCUACAUGGAGCUCUGUUAGGGGAAUGUAAGAGGAAUCCUCUUCAAAGUGCAAUUCAAAACACCUACAACAAUACAUACCUCAAACAAACACACGCACAUGCCCGCACACUCAGAUAGGCACAAAAGUGAAUAGACGCAAACAUGCGGACACACACAACACUCCUUAUUUACUAUAACAGGUUAUUUACAGUGUGGCUUGUGCCAUUUUAUGUAUCUCUGGGACCACUUACGUGGUAGUGUAACACUGUCGCUGGAGACGACAGUUGGUAUUGGGCUGCGUCCCAAAUGGCACCCUAUUGCCUUUAUAGUGCACUACUUUUGACCAGAACCCUAUGGGUAAAAGUAGUGCACUAUCAAGGGAAUGGGGGGCCGUUUGGGAUGAAGCGUGGGUUUUUCACAUGGCUGAGCACUUUGAGACAGGACUCUCACCAAGUGCCUCUGCUGUCUUUUUGUCAAUGAGGUUGCGAGAAAACAGCCAUACAUGCUGUACUUGACCACGUUUAUAUAUGUAAAGUCGUAAUGUGACCACAUCCUUAUGUGAGUAUUGAAAUGCAUUGCACAAUGUUCAACAUGUUCAUCCAACUUUCCAUGGGUGAAAUGUCUUAAUGAAAAUAUGUAGAUAAAGUAUAUGUGCCAUGCAGUUGAAAUUCGCAUUUUACCUAAUGUUAAAUUAUCCUCAAGUAUGGUGCUGUGACGUCAACCUUUCUUCAUAUUAUAUGUCAAGGGCGGGCCAUUAGUCCCCUCGACUUACCGUACUGUACAUGCCAUCAUGGAUUCACUUUUGCACUUUCAGGUGGUCAGACCUAUUCACUGUGUGCCGACAGAUUUCCAGUGUGUAAUCGGAAUAAUCCUUACUUGCGCCAACAUGCACAUGUACAAGGUUCUGAUUAAUGACGUGUUUUUUAGAAAUUGUGAACAUUUAGUGUUUCUUUGUAUAUCUGUAAAUAUUGUAUACUACGUAGAAAUGGUUGUCUGUGUAAGAUAAAAAUGUGCCUGUAUUGUUGGUAUGUUUGAUAUAGGGAUGCCUAUGUUCAAUAAAUGAUCAGAUUUGGGUUGGGAUGAA